UGAAGGGCUGUCGAGGGGAGGGGGGGGCUGAAGAAGAGGAGCUGUCAAAAAGGUAUUCCCGAGUCUCAGUCAAACAGCGGAGGGCUGAGGCUCGGUAUCCCUCCCCCUAACGUUAUUUCGAGGACACACAAGGCCCGGGGCCUCGGUGCAGUUGGCUCUUCGUCUCCCUGGUAGUAGCUGGACCCUGAUCGGCUUCUCCUGUCCCAGCUCCGCGGCCCUCUGGAGGUCCGGCGGCGGUGUCGGGUGUUGAAGGCGGCCCGGGGAGCGGCGGCGUCAGCGGAGACGGGAAGAAGAUGUUCAAGAUGAAGGCGGCCCGCUGCCACGACUGACGCCCCAGUGCGCUGAACAGAACGAGCAGUCCUGACCCGGCAACAUACGAAUGGCCCAGGGAAGCCACCAGAUUGACACUCAGGUUUUGCAUGACCUGCGCCAGAAGUUCCCUGAAGUACCAGAGGGUGUUGUCUCCCAGUGUGUUCUGCAGAACAACAACAAUUUAGACGCCUGCUGUCAAUACUUGUCCCAGGUCAGUCCAGGUUACCUGUACAGCGAAGAAGGAAACCUCAGCUUCACUGACGACCCCAGCUUCAUUCGGCUCCAGAAUCACAUGACCCAGCUGAACCUGGGCCUGCAGUCUCAGAAUGUGCACGUGGCCCCGGCGCGGGACGGCCUGAGAAUGAACGGCAGCCGGACUCUGGCCCACAGCCUGAGCGACGGGCCCCUCCAGACGAGCCAGGCCCCCAACAGUGACUUCUUUCAGCAGGAGCCCCAGUCAGCCCCAGUGCAGGUGCCCUCCAGCCUCAAUGUGUUUGGUGUGAUGGAGCCAACGCGCAAACCGCAGCCUCCGCAGCACCUGGGACUCUACCCUCUGGGUGUCAAAGGACCGAACAUGGGCGGCCAGCAGAUGCCGCGCUUCAACCCCAUCACCGUGACGCUAGCCCCCAACACGGGCCGCAACACCCCUACUUCUUUGCACAUACACGGCGGGCCUCAGUCGGGCCUAAACAGUCCACAGGGUAACUCUAUCUACAUCAGGCCCUACGUAAGCCAGUCCGGUACGAGCCGGCAGAACCCGCAGCAGGGAGGCAGGGCCCAGUACAGUCCCACCUCCCAGCCCCAGCAGCAGAUCUACCAGAUCUCUCACCCCUCUCCUGGCUCCUGGUCAGGCCCUCCGCACGCCUCCUCCUCCUCCUCCUCCUCCUCCUCACAUACCUCACAGCACCAGACCCAGGGCCACCAGACCUCUCACGUCUACAUGCCGAUCAGCUCCCCGACAAACCCCCAGGCCCCCUCCAUCCUCCCGAGCGGAAGCCAGGCCUCUUCCUCCAGCGUCUCCUCAUGCUCCUCUUCCUCCUCCGCCUCCUCCGUCAUGCCCUCCCUGUCCACCAUCAGCCAGUAUAACAUCCAGAACAUCUCCACCGGCCCCCGGAAGAAUCAGAUAGAGAUCAAACUUGAAUCUCCUCAGAGGAGCAACUCCGCGACGGCCGUGCUGCGGACGAGCAGCGGGCCCCGCUCCUCCUCCACUCCGUCCUCCUGCCCUUCCUCCUCCUCCUCGUCUUCGACCGGGGUGGCCGCUGUCCCCACCACCCCUCUCUCCAUCGGAGGCCCGGGUCUGAGCCGCAGCCAGCCCACUGUUUACAUCUCUGCCAGCCCGCCUACUGCUGCUAUCACCCCCUCUGAGGAUGCCGUCGUGGCCCCAGCCGGCUCCCGCACCCAGCCCAAGUUUUACAUUUCUGCCAACGCCUCCAGCGACGACAGUGGGGGUCGGAACCCUCCCACAGUCUACAUCUCAGCCAACCCUCCGUUGCAGGGGCCCAUCGGGGGUCAAGUGAGCAUGGGCCCCGCCUAUAUCCACCACCACCCACCUAAGUCCCGUGCCUCCGUGGGAGGGGGAGGCACGGCUUCUUCUCCGCGUGUGGUGGUGACUCAGCCCAACACCAAAUACACUUUUAAAAUCACCGUGUCCCCCAAUAAGCCCCCGGCGGUGUCCCCCGGAGUCGUGUCCCCUACUUUUGAGCCCAACAAUCUCCUCAGCCUACCGCAAGACCACCACUUUGCGGAGCCGGACCCCCUCCAUCUCUCAGACCCACUGUCGCCACACAGGGAGAGGCCGAGUGAACCUCGCCGACUCAGCAUGGGCUCUGAUGAUGCAGCUUACACACAAGCGUUGUUGGUGCAUCAGAAGGCCCGCAUGGAGAGGCUGUGGCACGAGCUGGAGCUGAAGAAGAAGAAGCUGGAGAAGCUAAAAGAGGAGGUCAACGAGAUGGAGAACGACCUGACCAGGAGACGGCUGGAGAGAUCCAACUCUGCCUCCCAAAUUCCUUCUAUCGAGGAGAUGAAGCAGCUGCGAUGCAAAAACAGGUUACUGCAGAUCGACAUCGACUGUCUCACCAAAGAAAUCGAUCUCCUUCAAGCAAGAGGACCACACUUUAAUCCCAGUGCAAUCCAUAAUUUCUAUGACAACAUUGGAUUCCUUGGUCCUGUCCCACCCAAACCCAAAGGUACUUUAUCUAUUGACUCGGGCAGUAAGAGCGUGAAGCCCAUAGCAGACCAGGAAGAGGACGAGGGGACGCAGUGGAGCUGCACGGCCUGCACCUUCCUCAACCACCCCGCCCUCAACCGCUGUGAACAGUGCGAGUUCCCGCGGCACUUCUGAGCCAGCCAGGCUGCAACGCGCCGCCCCCACCCAACCUCCCU
This is a messenger RNA of Scomber japonicus (chub mackerel), 2694 nucleotides long. RefSeq names its product TGF-beta activated kinase 1 (MAP3K7) binding protein 2 (gene tab2). Lineage: Eukaryota; Metazoa; Chordata; Actinopteri; Scombriformes; Scombridae. The transcript has 7 exons. The record is from RefSeq and is a predicted model, not a curated record. Bases 380 to 2653 code for a protein of 757 amino acids. Gene Ontology annotation, biological process: positive regulation of protein kinase activity. Gene Ontology annotation, molecular function: ubiquitin binding; K63-linked polyubiquitin modification-dependent protein binding.